This is a messenger RNA of Gryllus bimaculatus (two-spotted cricket), 576 nucleotides long. The record is from the annotation of a GenBank genome assembly. NCBI's taxonomy places the organism in Eukaryota, Metazoa, Arthropoda, Insecta, Orthoptera, Gryllidae.
AUGCCGCGCCGCGGCCUCGCCCACGCCGUCGCCCUGGCCCUCGCCCUCGCCUUGGCGCUGGCCCUCGCCGCCUCGCCCGCCCGCGCCGCCGCCGGGAGCUCGCUGCCCGUCAGCGCCUUGAACCGCUCCGACGCCGCGCCGCCCACUGACGCCCCCGACGAGAACGUGUUCGCCGUGGGCGACGACGUGCUGCUUCACAUCUCGCGCGCGCGCGGGGGCGGCGGGCCGCCCUUCGGGCCCGCGGGCGACGCCCCGGCGGCCGCUCCGGCGACCGCCCUGCCCUCCUCCGCCUGGGACGACGCACAGCCCUUCAACGUGUCCGACCUCGACGACUUCUUCCACGCCUUCGACCCCUACCGCCUGGGCACCGUGCUGGCCGUCCCGCAGAACGUGAGCGCCGCCUGCAACGCGACCGUGCACCAGUACGUGGCCGGGCUCAAGUCCACGGAGAAAUGGGCCGUGAAAAAAGCAUCAGUGGUCUUGGAUAAACGUGAAAACCAGUUGGAACCAAAUGAGAGUUCGCUGUACCAACAGUGUCACAGCGCCCACCGCUGUGAAUCAAAUAGAGUUCGCUGA